UACAGAUAUAAUAAACCUCAACAGAUCUAAACAUGAUCCCGAAUUUCAAAGAAAAUAUAAAACAAAAAAGAAUAAUCAUAUUACAGAUCAACAUUUAAUUCAAUAUUGUAUCUCCUUAAUUGAAUAUUGACCUUUUAUCACUUAAAUUUGUACAGAAAACAACGAAAUAAGUUUCUUAUGAAAUAUAAUACAUUUCUCUCAUCAAUAUGAAAUAAGCAUUUUAAUUAUUUCCAUUGGAAUUUCAUUUCAUCACCUUCUAUUGCCCUUAUUCACUCUCCACGAAACAAACAAAUAAACACACACACACAUACACAUACAUUAUAUAAAUGUAUAAACCUAAUUAAGUCACGGAUAUUAAAAUAAAUGACCCAUGAAAUGUAGUUCAGACUAAAAACAAAAAAAUUGAAGAUAGAAAAGAAGGGGAUAACAACGAUGACGACGACGACAAUAACAACAACAGUCAAAUAAGAAAACCGAAUUAAUUAUUUCAUUAGUUUCCUUUCAUUCAAUAAUGAAUAAUUUGUCAUUUAAUAAAGUCAGUAGAGAAGUGAGAAGAUAUUUGACACUAGUUUUUUUGUGAUAAUCAUUGACCUUAUACAUUAAGGUCACUUUUUUUUAAAAAGAAGGAUAUUUAUACAUUUAAUGAUGAAAAUUGAUCAGUUAUUCUUAUGUCAAAACCAUGUACAUAUAGAGUUGAACAUUUUAUUUAUUGAAAACAUACCAAGGUGACUUGCUUGAAUAUUUGGGCUAACUGUUCCUGUCAUUUAGAUGUUUCAACAAGUUAUCUGUUUCUUUUGUUUGUUUUAUAGAUCAUUAUGCUUAGUAAUCACAUAAUCUAUUCAGUUGCGUUUGUUAAAAGUUUACCAUAUUUCACUGUACAAAUUACAAAAGAGCUCAAUCAGAGACAUCGUGGUUGCUGGCAAUAUAUAUAUCGAAAAGGAUACGUACAUUAAUCAGAUGUCGAUUCCUGAACUGCUAACAUCUAACUGGAGACCACUCAAUAUUCAUCUCAAGGGUCAAUCGAGAAAUAUAGUCAAUAUCAUAAGGAAUUCCUAAGAUGGAUGAAACUGCAAAAUCGUGCAUACAGUACAAUUGACAGACUCGUUCUAGGUAAAGACCGGUGUUAGGCAAGGUUGCUUACUCUCACCCUUUCUCUUUCUCCUAGUGAUCGACUGGAUCAUGAAGACGUCAACACCUGAGGGGAAUUAUGGGAUACAGUGGACAGCUAGGAUGCAGUUGGACGAUCUGGACUUCGAAGAUGAUCUGGCCCUUCUAUCCCAAACGCAACAACAAAUCCAGGAGAAAACGACCAGUGUAGCAGCAGCCUCAGCAGCAGUAGGUCUUAGCAUACAAAAAAGGAAAAUCAGGAUUCUCCGAUACAACACAGCAUGCACCAAUCCAAUCACAAUUGACGGAGAACAUUUGGAAGAUGUAAAAUCCUUUACAUAUUUGGGCAGCAUCAUUGAUGAACACGGUGGAUCUGAUGCAGAUGUGAAGGCGCGGAUCGGAAAAGCAAAAGAAGCAUAUUUCCAACUGGAGAACAUCUGGAACUCAAAACAACUGUCUGUCAACCAACACAAAGGUCAGGAUUUUCAAUACAAAUGUCAAGACACUUCUACUGUAUGGGGCGGAAACUUGAAGAACUACUAAAGCCAUCAUCCAGAAGAUACAGGUGUUUAAUUACAGUUGUCUACGCAAAAUACUUCGGAUCCGUUGGCCGGACACUAUUAGCAACAACCUACUGUGGGAGAGAACAAACCAGAUCUCAGCGGAGGAAGAAAUCAGGAAGAAGUGCUGGAAGUGGAUAGGACACACAUUGAGGAAAGCACCGAACUGCAUCACAAGACAAGCCCUCACAUGGAAUCCUCAAUACGAAAGGAU
Molecule: messenger RNA, 1881 nt
Organism: Schistosoma haematobium
Lineage: Eukaryota; Metazoa; Platyhelminthes; Trematoda; Strigeidida; Schistosomatidae
Product: Laminin subunit gamma-1
Exons: 2
Coding region: 1180-1650 (156 amino acids)
Source: RefSeq, a predicted model, not a curated record